This is a messenger RNA of Ceratitis capitata (Mediterranean fruit fly), 1198 nucleotides long. Its product is annotated as alpha-tubulin N-acetyltransferase 1. The record is from RefSeq and is a predicted model, not a curated record. Bases 320 to 970 code for a protein of 216 amino acids. The transcript is spliced from 2 exons. Gene Ontology annotation, molecular function: tubulin N-acetyltransferase activity. Gene Ontology annotation, biological process: alpha-tubulin acetylation. Gene Ontology annotation, cellular component: microtubule. Lineage: Eukaryota; Metazoa; Arthropoda; Insecta; Diptera; Tephritidae.
UCGCUUUUAACAACAAAUUGUUUUGUUUAGAAAAAUUCAAAUUGAAAAAAUGUGUGUGGCGUUUUUAUGCUGAAAUUGUUGUAAUAAAUUUCUAAUAUCUAUCUAACUGUAGUAAAAAUAUAUUUAAUCGCUUGCAACGAAACUCAGUAGCGACAACCAACGACAGCGGCGUUCGUGUGUAGUGAAGUGUCGUGGAAAAUUACGCAUAGCGGUAUUUCUGAAGCACAAAAAUCGAAAUUCGAGUGAUUUGAGAAACUAAAAUUUUCUGUCAUUGUGCGAGAGACACGUGAAAUAUUUUUCCAAAUUCUCGAAAUCAAUAAUGGCCACCUUCGAAUUCGACAUACGCCACUUGUUUCCGCAGCCCAUUGUGAAGGUCACCUCAACACUACUGCCGCACACCUUUCACGGCCAGCAACAGCAAGCACUUGAAGCCACCGCCAAGAUUUCGGCAAUUAUCGAUCGUUUGGGCGAGCUCUCCGCGAACGCACAGAAGCUGAACAAACCGAUUACAACCGCACAGAAACUACGCCAGUCGGACAAUCAAGUCGUCUACCUAAUGGCGGAUGUGGCAAAAGGCAGCGAACGCGGCGAUGAGGUUGUGGGUCUUUUGAAAAUCGGCACCAAAGACUUGUAUCUGUUCGAUGAACUUGGGCAGGCGCGUAAAGUGGACAACGUGCCAUGCAUAUUGGACUUUUACAUACAUGACUCACGGCAACGCAUGGGUUUGGGCAAAAAGCUAUUUGAGACUAUGUUGAAUGAGGAAAAGUGGAAUCCCGUCAAGUGUUCUGUGGAUCGGCCGUCGGAAAAACUUUUGGGUUUUUUGAAGAAACACUAUGGCUUGGAGCGUGCGAUACCGCAAGCGAAUCAUUUUGUGCUCUACGAUGGAUUUUUCGAGCAUGAGAAGAGCAGCGAGAAGGUAACGGAAUUGACGCGUUCACGUAGAAUGCUCAUGACCAAUCGGUAUUUUUGAAAAGGCGAGUGAGCGUAUGACUGUUUUAGAAAAUAUACGGCAUAUUCAAUAUUAUUGACUGCCAUGAGAGAAGAACAGAGAAACGCUUGCAUAGUUUUGUAUUUGUAUAUACGUAUAUUUCCUAAAAUUUAUUAUAAAAAAAAAUAAUUAAUUGCCUAUUAAUCUGAAUCUGAACAGAACUAGACUUUUGAAAGGAAGAAUAAUAAUUUUACCAUAUAUAUGUAUUAA